AUGGAGAAUGUAGUUGGCGUAUGCCCUAACUUUUUUAUUAUUGUACUUUGUGAGAAUCAUUGGCUGAUGUUGGACUCGAUUUUCUCCUACUGUAAUUCAAUCCUACAGUGUUUGUACUAUUCAAAACCUUUCCGAGAAAACGUCGGAAAUCAUGCAAGUUACGGGAUGGAGGAGUCGCUGUUCUCGGCAUUGAAGGACAUCUUUGAAAGCAUCGUGGCACACAAUUCGCGCACAGGUGUCGUCAGUCCAAAUAGGUUUUUAGAUAUUCUAAGGAGGGAGAACGACAUGUUCAGUGGACAGCAGCAUCAGGAUGCUCACGAAUUCCUGAAUUACGUCCUCAAUCAGGUGAUAGAGAAUGUGGAGGACUAUCAAAAAAAACAUGGUUACAAGAACGGCAAUAUUGUGACCAAUUCAACCCCUGCCAAAUCAUCUGGUACACUAACACCUGUAAACGCUUCGUCGGCUGCCUCCACCGCGUCCCUUACCUCUACGUCUCCCACUGGCUGGAUCCAUGAACUAUUUGAAGGUCUGCUAACCUCGGAGACCAAGUGCCUCACUUGUGAGAACGUUUCACGCCGAGACGAGCAGUUCCUUGAUUUGUCAAUUGACCUAGAGAAGAAUUCAUCCGUGACAUCAUGUUUACGGAAUUUCUCCGCUUCGGAAAUGCUAUGUGAACGUAACAAAUUCCAUUGCGACAGCUGCGGCGGGCUGCAGGAAGCCGAAAAACGGAUGAAAAUCAAACGGCUGCCGAAGGUCCUUGCUCUACAUCUGAAGCGCUUCAAGUUUAUGGAGAACCUAGGACGAUUCGAGAAGCUACAUUACCGAGUCCUUUACCCAUACCAUCUAAGGCUAUUCAAUACGACGGACGACGCUGAGGACCCGGACAGACUAUACGAGCUGUAUGCUGUUGUUGUGCAUAUCGGUGGUGGACCGUACCAUGGGCAUUACGUUGCGAUCGUCAAGACCGAGGACAAGGGUUGGCUGCUGUUCGACGAUGAGUUGGUUGAACCGGUAGACAAGGCGUUCGUAAGGAACUUUUUCGGGGAGCGGCCAGGGAUGGCAUGCGCCUACGUUCUGUUCUAUCAGGAAACCACAUUUGAGGCCGUACAGCGAGAGAUGUGGGUGGAUGAGCAAGCGGCGGGAGUGGCCACAAGAGCAGCGGCGGAGGCGGCGAAAACGGAAUCCGCGAAAUCUAAAGGGUAUACAAAUGGAGUCAACGGGCACAGUGUAAGGGCCUCCUCGGUGGCGGAACAUCUACCAAAUUUACACAGUUCAAGCUCUUCGCCGUUGCCAAAGUCUGAAACACCGAUUAAUAUCAGCGACCAGCAUCCGGCUGAGACCGCCGCGAAGCAUCCGUUCCCGCCCGUCCCGAGCAGCGUCAAGUCGAAGAAGGAGAAGGAGAAGGGGGAUAAGAAGGACAAGCCAGAGGGCUACCACAUGGGCGGCAUAAACAGGCUCAGGAGCACUAGCCGCAGCCUCCGCCUCAGCCAAGCCUUGAGGCUAGGAGGCAAGGAUAAGGAUCGCACCAGCACGCAUGAAGAGAAUGGCGCGAUUCCAGAUCUACCACCGUUUCCCGUCACACCCGGACCCGGACCCGGACUUCCGGUGGGGGACCUGACCCCGAACGGGGUCAACCAUGAGAAGUCGGAUGACGAGAAGAGUGGGGAUGAUUCCCCAUCCGGGACCGAAGUGCCGUCGGCUGUCGAGUCACCGAAGGUAACUGUUCCAGCGGUCGCACCGGCAAAACUGGGGGAAUCACCGGUGGAGCCAAAGGAGGAGGUAGUAGUCCCCCAGGAGACGGAGAGGGGGGAUAAGAAGGAGAACAGCAAGAAGAAGAAGGGGAAGAAGGAGAAGGAGAAGAAGGAAAAGAAGGAGAAGGAGAAGGAGAAGAACAAGGCUCGCCACAUGUCUAGUUUCUUUGGCCUCCGAAAGAAAGCUUCGGUUGCUUUUCAUUCAGAAUCAUAAUCUUUGUUUCUUUUUCCUCUUCCCUUUUUGUUCCUUCCCUUCUCAUGUUUUUCCUUUUCAGUCUCUCUGUCCAAGGCAUGGCGUGGUCUUUUCUCUCCUCAUUUGUUUCAAAUGUAUUCUGUACCGAGUAAACGGGAAUUUUUCCUCCUCUUCCUUCAUCUUCUCCAGAGGAGUUGGUUAAAGUAAAGUUAAAGUUAAACGGGAGCCUUUUUUUUUCCUUCUUUUCCCUUUCUUUCACCCAUUUCCAAUUUCAGGCACUUUUUUUCAAAAAAAAAAAAAAAUGAGAAGGAACGAACUUAAUAAUCCAAUGCUUGUUUCUUCCUCCUCCUCCUGUUCGCAACCAGUUUCUCGCUACCUUUAUUCCAAGAUUGUGGCCGUUAAGGUGUUGGUACUCGAUAUAAAAGUUGCUUUGCUUCAUGGCGUACGGUGCUUUGUGACGGGGUAAACUGUAUGUAUGGUGUUGAUUUGUUCGUGUCUGUCAGUCAGUCUGUCUGUCUAUCUUGUGCGGGCGGCUUGGAGAUGGCGUUGAAGGUGUCUGGUAAUACAGUAGUCUGCACUCUAA
Tuber melanosporum (Perigord truffle) is the source of this 2527-nucleotide messenger RNA. RefSeq lists its product as uncharacterized. The transcript has 3 exons. Gene Ontology annotation, cellular component: nucleus; cytosol. Gene Ontology annotation, biological process: protein deubiquitination. Lineage: Eukaryota; Fungi; Ascomycota; Pezizomycetes; Pezizales; Tuberaceae. The coding region runs from base 1 to 1965 and encodes 654 amino acids. Gene Ontology annotation, molecular function: cysteine-type endopeptidase activity; cysteine-type deubiquitinase activity. The record is from RefSeq and is a predicted model, not a curated record.